CCGGAAGCACAUGUCGGCGCUUCCGUUGGUCGGUAACCCGUGGUUGCCUCGGGGAUGUCGUGGGUUCAAGCGGCUGCUGUGACCCCGAGCCCUGGUGGCCACGAUGUGUUUGACGAAGAGGCAGACGAGUCGCUGCUGGCGCAGCGGGAAUGGCGGGGUCACAUGCGGAGACGGGUGCAGGAAGGUUACAGAGAUGGAGUAGAUGCUGGCAAAGCAGUUGCUCUUCAACAGGGCUUCAAUCAAGGUUAUAAGGAAGGUGCAGAAGUCAUUAUAAACUAUGGACUACUCAGGGGAACAUUGAGUGCUUUGCUUUCCUGGUGUCACCUUCAUGAUAAUAGUUCGACUUUGAUCAGUAAAAUAAAUAAUCUUCUGGAUGCAGUUGGCCAGUGUGAAGAGCGUGUGCUCAGACAUCUGAAAUCAAUCACUCCACAGCCCCAUGUUACAGAUUUAUUGGACUCCAUUGAGGAUAUGGACUUAUGUCAUGUAGUUCCAGCUGAGAAAAAGAUUGAUGAAGCUAAAGAUGAAAGACUCUGUGGAAAUAAUGCUGAGUUUAACAAAAACUGUGACAGGAGCCCUAGUGGGAUAGAUGGUUCACAUUUAGAAUGUUGUAGAACACAAGAGCAUGCACAUUUGGAAAAGCCAAGCCUCAUUUGGAUUUUAGAACAGACAGCCAAUUUAGUUAAACAGCUAGGAGUCUCAGCAGAUAUUUUACAGCACCUCCAACAACUAUAAACAUUAUCUCUCUUUGUGUACAGCACCUCCAACAACUAUAAACAUUAUCUCUCUUUGAAGCAGUGUUCAAAAUAUCGCUUAGAGCAUUUUGUUUCUUGAUGAGGUAACUGUUACAUUGAGCACUUUACCUGUAGUUACCCUUCAUGAAACUAUGAAGUGUCUUCAACAUUAACGCUAUUAAAUGUAAUAUAAGCCUU
Molecule: messenger RNA, 929 nt
Organism: Nannospalax galili (Upper Galilee mountains blind mole rat)
Lineage: Eukaryota; Metazoa; Chordata; Mammalia; Rodentia; Spalacidae
Gene: Yae1
Product: YAE1 maturation factor of ABCE1
Exons: 3
Coding region: 55-732 (225 amino acids)
Source: RefSeq, a predicted model, not a curated record